Molecule: messenger RNA, 4117 nt
Organism: Pygocentrus nattereri (red-bellied piranha)
Lineage: Eukaryota; Metazoa; Chordata; Actinopteri; Characiformes; Serrasalmidae
Gene: shisal1b
Product: shisa like 1b
Exons: 5
Coding region: 402-1016 (204 amino acids)
Source: RefSeq, a predicted model, not a curated record
CCCCCUCCACUCACACACACUCCACUCGGAGCACUUGGAUACAGCGCUGAGGACUUGGCUGCUCUUUCUCCUCCAUAAAGAAGCGCUCAUAUUAACCUGCGCUCCAGGACAAUUUGGCACAUCCACUUUAAAUGGCAUGCCACCACGCUGGACCACAGAACGAGGAGCGACAAAGAAGUAAGUGACAGAGACGAAGAGAAAGAGAGAGAGAGGGAGAGAGAGAGAGGGAGAAAGAUAGGAAGAGGGAUUCCCCCAUGUCUGGAGUAAACAGAGGAGAUGGCGGUGGUCUGUCAGCUGUUGCAACCAUGAGCAGAGUCAGUAGGACAAGAAACAUGAUGUCUGAGCUCAGCUGAAGCUAUCCAUCCUCCUCCCUCCAUCCUCCCCUAAGGGAGGACAAGAAGAUGAGUGUCACCAGCCGUCAGUCCUUCAACAUCCUGGCCGUCAUCUUGCUUUUACUUUCCACAGCAGCUCUUUCAGCUCAUUUUCGGGUGUGUGAACCCUACACUGACCACAAGGGGCGCUAUCACUUUGGAUUCCACUGUCCUCGACUCUCUGACAACAAGACCUACAUGUUCUGCUGUCACCACAACAACACUGCCUUCAAGUACUGCUGCAAUGACACAGAGUUUCAAACCAUCAUGCAGGUCAACCUCACAACCGCUCUGGAUAGUUUUGCACACAAUAACUACACGGCGCUGGUGGGCGUGUGGAUCUAUGGCUUUUUUGUCAUGGUGCUGCUGGCGCUGGACUUCCUGUACUACUCAGCCAUGAACUACGAGGUAUGCCGGGUGUACCUGGAAAAAUGGGGGCUCGGGGGCCGCUGGCUCAAACAAGCCCGCAGUCAGUGGCAACGAGCUGAGCAGGAGGAGAGCCAGACGCAGCAGCCAUCUCAACCUGGAGCUCCAGCAGCACUCUCACACUACCAACAGCAGCACUGUCACAACCAGCCCAGACACAGCCUGAAGACAGAGGCCCACAGCCCAACACAGACUGCACACAGCACUUCAAUCGCCUGAGUUUACAGACCCCGCGAGAACACCCAAGUGGAGAGUUUGGUGUACAAUGUGGUUCAUGCUCCAGUCUUCAGACAUAAAGCUAGCUAUCGAGGAGUGCUGGUUCAGAUGUGCCUCCCUAUCAACCCAUUCUCUUCGAGCACAGCCCUUCAGUUCCUUUAUAAAGACCUCCCUGCAGAACCAAGCUCAAGAAACACUGGAGAAUCACUGACAUACUCGGGGCUGUUAUAGACCCAGCAGAUCCGGGUAAUUAAAGGAACUACUCCAGAGCUUGAAUCUUCAAGGAACAGAUGAGAUGAGAUAAGAUGGCCUUUGUGAACUGAGCUGGAACAGAACUUAAGUAGAACUAUGUCAGAGUCCAUCUGAGUACAGGAACAAGUGUAGCUUUCUUCAACCAUGACCACUUCACAGCGAGGAUCAUAGAGUAAGGAGUGUUCAUGGACACAUUUGAGGAUAUAUUAAUAGUGUUUGCACUGCCUUGUGAACUAAUAUGGACUAAUUACUAUAAUUGUGUGGUGGUAGGAGUAUUUAUUUGUACUUUGUUUAUGUAUACUAGUCAGGGAAUAUUAUGAGAAGCAAAUACUUAAAGCCCCACUCAGGAACCACUGAGGCAACAGCGCUACUGCACAAGGACGAGCUUUGAGUUUACAGAACAGUGGGCGUAGUGGUAGUAUGAGUAGUGUAGUCACACAUAGCGUAGUCAUCUAAAAGACAUCAGUUUUAGUGCUGUUGGUGCAGUGCUAAAACUGCCCUGGAACUGGCAGUGAUUCCUGAUUUGGGCUUUAGUGAAUUCUGAAUAUUGGUAAUCAUUCAUUUGAAAUUCACCUCAUGCCAUCUUGUAAUUUAUGACACCCCACCUGUGUUGCACCGAAAAAAAAUAAUGCAGCAAAUCUUCACCUCAUGCAAUUUGGGGAUGGAGUAAAAUGAAAGGUUUCUGACUGCAUUUUCACAAUGAUGAGCCCAUUGCAUGAAGCAGGAUUAUUUUUGACAAAAAAGUGAUAGAUGUGAGCAGAGAUUGGUCAAUGUACUCACAGCAAACACAAGGAAAAUUACUAUUUAAUUCAAAUUGGCACCAGAAGGUUGUCUACAUAGUCCUAAAACAUUCAGUAAUCAAUUACGUGGGCUCUGAGUUCAUGUUUGAGAGUUUAACUUAUUUGCUAUUAGUGGUUCAGCACAAAUUAAUUAACUGAACUAAAUGUACUGUUAUGUCAUUUCAUAAACAAUGAAGGCUAGUUUAUGCUCCCUGUUUGAUUCUACUUUGUUGCAGCUAUGAUCACUGGCAGUGAACAGCCAUGCCAGAUUAUUUCAUUUUAAUGAUGAUGUAGGAUUCAUUGGAGGUCUUAUGGAAACAGGUUAUAUCUGGUCUUUCAUGAAAUUCCUGUUUUCGAAUGGAAUAAUUAUCCAGGAAAUUACUUGACCUUUACUAUUGUUUUAUAAUUCAGGUUCUUCUACCAGUAGAUACAUUUUAAAAGCAGGUGGGCUGCAUUUGUAAUCCACUACAUCUUACAAGGCUGUUCGAAUCAGAAGCAUCCUUCAAAUACAGCAGAGAAAUGCAGUCUACAUAUUGACCGUUUUCAAGGACACUACCAAAGUGUUCUUCACAGACAUGUGCCGUCCAGACUCCUUUGUGUGCAUGUUUGACCCGAUGAAAGUUUAAAGCUGGGAAAAUAUAUAGUAGCCACUGUUUCUUUAGUUGUACAUCUAUUUAAGAGAGUGCAAAUUGAAUGGAGGAUGUAAAAUGCACCUGCUUUCACUGAGUUUAACAGUUUUAGCUUGCAGGAUGGCAAGCAAUUACACAUAAAUAGCUUUGCCUACCACAUAUUACAUCAUUCUCAUCAACAAGUUGCUUGCCAACUUAUUGUUCACAUCAACAGAUUUUUCUCCAUUAAAGUUUUGUGCACCUACUCCUUUCUUGAUGAUGUGAUGGUGCGAUCUUGGCAGACCGUUCUGUUUCACAUAAUGUAAUACACACAAGGGUCCUUUAUAGGACAGUCCUACUGAGGAUCUACAUUUUUCGGCUUCAGUUUAGCCUAUGGAAUGCAGCUCGUGAAUCAGUCAAGAUUGUCGUGACUGAAUCAUUUCAAAAUCUGAGUAUUUCACAUGAGGAUUCCAGCCUAAACUACAGUUGAGUGUCAUUUGUUGUGUUAGGCAGUAUUCUGUAGCACAGCGUUAUACAUCAGCCUCAUCAGUUUGACAGAUUUAAUGAUUUUAUAUCAUUUUCAUGUUUCAUUCACCAGUGUUCUCACUACAACACCAAGUGUGCAUUAUGCAAGUACAUCUUACAAUGAUUGGGAAUCCCUGUGGUGUCAACCAGGCUAAUAACUAUUACCGAGUUAGCUUUAGUGUAACUCUUACCUCAGUUAUCAAACAAAGUAGUAAAUAGUCAAUCUGUCUUUAUUAAGCACAAAAUGGACUCCAGAAACAGGUUUUGACCCUUUCAGUCAGAGAAAAGGAGCCAAGCUAUGGCAUCUAGAUAGUCAUCUAGUUGCUCUGCUGACUUUAGCUAUUACCUUGUUAUGCUCCUCAUCUGAUGAGUCAUUUCCGAUGUUUGAAUUAUCUAUUCUGUCCAUUUAGGAGAUUAUUUGAAUACAGUUACUACACCUCACUAUCACCUUUAAGAUAAUUGACUUCCUAGCAUUAACAUUAGCUCUCAUCAGCUUCUGAAGAAAAAUUUAGAAAAAAAGUACCAAGAUAUAGGUUCUCAAAUGUUCCUCCCAUCUUCAAGACAAAUCAUCAGAAGGGGCUUUAAGCUGAAAAGAAUUACUCUGGCACUGCUGUAAGACGCAAGUAAGCAUAUUUGCAGAUGUAGCAGAGGUUACAUUUUUCACUUUUCUGGAGUGCUCCUUAAUAUGGUUUUGUCAUUUCACCCUAAUUAAAAAAUUUGAUGAUUUGAUGAUCUACAAGCAAUGCAAUAUACUUUAUAACUAUACUUGUAUUAUUAAGCAAUGUUCUGAAAUGCUUGGAGCAUAUAUGGUGAAAACAUGCUCUGGAACACACAUUGCAGCAUCUUGUGUAAGGCCAGAAAAAAAAGAGCUUAAUGGUGUGGCAUGGACUGGCAUCCCCCAACUCAACAUGAUACGGCUUCUUAGCUCGCUGCCAAAGAA